AUGGCCCCAAACAGCUGCACCAUGAAGUCUGCCCUCGUGGUCCUUGCGGGGCUCGUCACCCUUUGUGCUGAGCUGACAUGGGCAGGGUCUCUGAGGCCAUACUGCCCGCCAGAAGGGAAGCCAGGAUACUGCCCCCCACCAAAAGGUGGUGGAACAUGUGUGGAGGAUUGUUCUGGAGAUGAAUCAUGUGAUGGGGACCAGAAGUGCUGCAGCAACAACUGUGGCCACACUUGCCAAACUCCGCUAAACGUAAAACCCGGCGAGUGCCCCAAGUUCAAAAUCCCUCCUGGGCUGCCAUGCAAACUAGAAUGCUGCGAGGACAACCACUGCAAAGGGACUGACAAAUGCUGCCCCAUGGGAUGCAGCAAGGUGUGCGCCCCGGCAGGUUUCGAUGAGGCCUAAAGGGCAGCAGGGCUUAGAGGAGUCCGGCUGAAGGACACAGCUUCACUCCUCGCCAAAGGUGGGCUCCCACCUCAUGAGCCCAGGCAGUUCUCCCACCAACCACCUGGAAUCGCUGCUUCUUCAAUGCUUCUGGAACAUAUGCACCUUGACAACAGCUGCUGCGAGACUCACACAACUCUCUUACAGGGGAAGACUCUUGCUUUCUUUAGUAAAUGCGCAUGGAACAAGCAACCAGAACUCUCCCCACAACUAUUUACACUUGCGAAGUAGAAUUAUAAAUACUGUAAUUGUACCAUAUAAGGUUUCGACUUACUGAGCAUACUCAGGGAAUGUGGUCGGUAACCGGAGGUGAAAUCUAAUCCUGCCAAUGAAACUCUAGCAGACCACGAGGAGGAAGCUCCUUUGUCUAAACACGUAUCUAGUACGCAUGCUUCCCACUGUAGGAACUUCAGAGCAAUCACGGGGUUAAGUGCCUUAUAAGGAAAUGGGGUAAUAGGAACUGAGUACUUUGAUUGGAUAGGAAAUUUAAUCUUAAUAGAAUGUGUGGAACCUGUGCCAAAUGUAUAAAACUGUUUGGAACGCUGGAUCCGGCGGCCAGUUGAUUUGGGACAACGAAAGCCCUGCUGGUCCUUUCUGUACAGAAAUAAAAUACAACAGGACUCCUUCUCCA
Lacerta agilis (Sand lizard) is the source of this 1072-nucleotide messenger RNA. Its product is annotated as WAP four-disulfide core domain protein 18-like. Gene Ontology annotation, molecular function: peptidase inhibitor activity. The coding region runs from base 1 to 402 and encodes 133 amino acids. Gene Ontology annotation, biological process: antibacterial humoral response; innate immune response. The record is from RefSeq and is a predicted model, not a curated record. NCBI's taxonomy places the organism in Eukaryota, Metazoa, Chordata, Lepidosauria, Squamata, Lacertidae. Gene Ontology annotation, cellular component: extracellular region. The transcript is spliced from 5 exons.